Cladocopium goreaui is the source of this 591-nucleotide messenger RNA. Lineage: Eukaryota; Dinophyceae; Suessiales; Symbiodiniaceae. The record is from the annotation of a GenBank genome assembly.
CAGGCUGUGACUUGUUCAGAAAGAAUUAACAUCAUAAGACGCUGUUGACAUUUGGAUGGGCUGUGGGCCUUCAUCCAAGGUGGAGCACGCAUGAAAUGAUUAGAUCGGCUUUAGUUGGCCCAAGAAUAAGAACAGCACUGAAACUGCUCAGCCCUUGUUGGACCAAUGGCUUCCAAGCUUGUGCUGCUUCCUACCCUCCUCCUGGCAUUGGCCUUUGUGACUUUGUGCGCUCAGUCCUUCGUGUUUGGUGGCCGACCCGUGUCCACCAGCUCUCUGCGAAGCACCGCACGAGCAGCAGUGCCAGAAGCGCUUGAGCUGCAGACUUCGAUGACCACUGCUUUGGAGGUGUCCACUCCGGGCUGGUGGGCCAACAUCGUGACAGUGGUCGUGCCCUGCGCCAUCCUCAUUAUCCUGUACCUGCAGUCCGAGAAGCGCAAGUAUGAGGAGAAGAUGGGCAUCAAGAAGUGAGUGGCCAUUUUUAGCCGAUGUUUUUGGUAGUAAUGAAGGCAGGUGUGCGCUGGAACCAACAUCCAGGCAUGCUCGUGCUAAAAGACUCUGUUUGAUCGGGCUCCUUGUCUCGCUCGGGAAAAG